Molecule: messenger RNA, 1059 nt
Organism: Cadophora gregata
Lineage: Eukaryota; Fungi; Ascomycota; Leotiomycetes; Helotiales; Ploettnerulaceae
Exons: 1
Coding region: 1-1059 (352 amino acids)
Source: RefSeq, a predicted model, not a curated record
AUGACGCCCGAUAAUCUUCGUGUAGUCACUGAAGCUUCAAAAACCGCCCAAAAAACAAAUCAAGGCCCCAAAUUCUCUUCUCUCUCACAGUACACCACUGGACAAACCUCCACCAUGGCGGCCACGAAUCCCUCCCCACUCCUCCGCCUCCCAGCCGAAAUCCGCACCCUCAUCUACGCCUACCUCGUCCCCAACCACCAUCCCUACAUCUGGUACGAAUUCCGCCGUCGCACAACAGCAGGCCUAUUCUACCAUCGCCCAGCUACAUUUCUAGGCUUCCAGGACAACUUCGCUGGCCGAUGGUAUCGCUCAGAUCGCAUCCAUCUCCGCGCGGACCGCGCCGACCCUUCCCUCGCACUCCUGAGAACUUGUCGUGAGAUAUAUGAGGAAUAUGUUAAGGAGUUUUAUGGUCAUGCUAGAUUCUCGAUCCUUGCGCUGCCAGGGGAAAUCCGGUUUUUCAAUCAGAGAAUCAAGGAUGCGGGGUUUGGAUUCAAAAUCAUUAAAUACCUUGAUGUGACUAUCAACGUGCCUGGACCUGGUGAUGGGGACAACAACGAGAAGAUGGCAGUUGCUGGCUCGCGUCCGGCUGCUGUAACUCGACUGAUGAACUUGUUGAAGAACUCCCCGUGCAUGAAAUCAGUGCAUCUGCAUCUCAACCUUCCCCGAACGUUCGUCAUGACCACCUGCCUCAUCGCCAGGCACUAUGAUCGCUUUUGUCCCCUCUUCCGCACGCUCAUGAAAUCGUUCUACAGCAUCGUCGCGAGUUAUGCGUGUCCGAUCUUGGAGCUGGAGGGUAUAGAAAAGGCGGUUGAUUUGCGUGAACCGGUUUGGCAUACGUAUAUUUCGAUGCUGGGGAACCCAAGAAUGUUUGGAUUUGAAGUGAGGGGUUUUGUGGCGGGGUUGAUAGAGAGGCAUGGGUUGAAGGGAGAGUCUGUGGAGGAGUUAGAGUCGAUGGUUUUGAGACCGGAGGUGGUGAAGCAGAUGUGGUGGAUGGGGUAUGAGGCGGCGAUGAGAGGGGAUUGGAACGUGGAGGUCGGUAGUGGGAAAGAGACAGUUUGA